Messenger RNA from Siniperca chuatsi (mandarin fish), 2356 nucleotides. It is a transcript of the gene snw1, whose product is annotated as SNW domain containing 1. The record is from RefSeq and is a predicted model, not a curated record. Gene Ontology annotation, cellular component: spliceosomal complex. The coding region runs from base 141 to 1754 and encodes 537 amino acids. NCBI's taxonomy places the organism in Eukaryota, Metazoa, Chordata, Actinopteri, Centrarchiformes, Sinipercidae. Gene Ontology annotation, biological process: mRNA splicing, via spliceosome. The transcript is spliced from 14 exons.
AAAAUAAUCCCAAGACGACGAAUAUCUUACACAGCAAAACUAUUUAGAAUACACAUAAAGUUUCAGAAAAAGGUCAAGCAAAAUCGAUUCUAUUCUCACACCGCGCAUGCCCAGUUCAUCGCUAAGGAAGAAAGGGGAACAUGUCUUUGACGAGCUUUUUACCGGCGCCAACCCAGCUGUCUCAGGACCAGCUGGAGGCAGAGGAGAGGCUCCGGGCCCAAAAGUCCUAUUCUACCGCCCUGGUUUCGUCCCGCAGAGAGCCCCCUCCUUAUGGACACAGAAAAGGCUGGGUGCCUCGCUCACUUGAGGACUUUGGAGAUGGAGGAGCUUUCCCAGAGAUCCAUGUGGCCCAGUUUCCUCUGGAGAUGGGUAGGAAGAAGAAGACAUCCAAUGCCUUGGCAGUGCAGGUUGAUGCUGAAGGAAAGAUCAAAUAUGACGCCAUCGCCAGACAAGGACAGGGCAAGGAUAAGGUGAUCUUCAGUAAGUACACAGACCUUCUUCCAAAGGAAGUUCUGAAUGAAGACACUCCAGAACUCCAGAAGCCUGAUGAGGAGGCUGUAAAAGAGCUGACGGAGAAGACCCGUGCUGCCCUGGACAAGCAGGUGUCUCAAAAGAUCGCUGCUGCAAUGCCUGUAAGAGCUGCAGACAAACAAGCUCCUGCACAGUACAUCAGAUACACCCCGUCCCAGCAGGGAGUGGCUUUUAACUCAGGGGCCAAACAGAGGGUGAUCCGCAUGGUUGAAAUGCAGAAAGAUCCGAUGGAGCCUCCACGUUUCAAGAUCAACAAGAAGAUUCCUCGAGGGCCUCCCUCUCCCCCUGCCCCUGUCAUGCAUUCCCCAAGCAGAAAGAUGACAGUUAAGGAGCAGCAGGAGUGGAAGAUUCCUCCAUGCAUCUCCAACUGGAAAAACGCUAAGGGCUACACCAUUCCUCUUGACAAACGUCUGGCUGCUGAUGGUAGGGGGUUGCAAACAGUUCACAUCAAUGAAAACUUUGCCAAGCUGGCCGAGGCACUCUACAUUGCUGAUAGAAAGGCCAGAGAGGCAGUGGAGAUGAGAGCCCAGGUGGAGAAGAAGAUGGCCCAGAAGGAGAAGGAAAAGAAGGAGGAGAAACUGAGGGAACUGGCCCAAAUGGCUCGAGACCGCAGGGCAGGAAUCAAAAGUCAUGGGGACAAAGCAGGCGGCGAGGACGGCGAGGCCAGGGAGCGUGACGAGAUCCGCCAUGAAAGAAGGAAAGACAGACAGCACGACAGGAACAUUUCCAGGGCUGCUCCCGAUAAGAGGUCGAAGCUGCAGAGAGACCAGGACAGGGACAUCAGCGAGCUCAUUGCUCUGGGUGUGCCCAACCCUCGUUCCGCCAGUGAGGCCCAGUACGACCAGAGACUCUUCAAUCAGAGCAAGGGUAUGGAUAGUGGUUUUGCCGGUGGUGAGGACGAAACAUACAACGUGUACGACCAGCCGUUCCGCGGCGGCAGAGACAUGGCUUCUAACAUCUACCGGCCCAGCAAGAAUAUAGACAAGGACGCCUACACAGAUGACUUUGACACACUCAUGCACAACAACAGGUUUGUUCCAGACAAAGAGUUCUCAGGUGCCGACCAUGGGCAGAGGCGGGACGGACCAGUCCAGUUUGAGGAAGAUCCCUUCGGCCUGGACAAGUUCUUGGAGGAGGCCAAGCAGCACGGAGGCUCCAAGAGGCCUUCCACCAGUGGCCGCUCAAAGGACGACUACCACGACAAGAAACGCAGGAAGGAGUGAGAGCGGCCGGGCACAGAGUCCAUGUAGGGCAGCUGCUAGCAUGUUGGAGAACAGGGAGGUAGAGAGAUGUUUUAAUAUACUCAUGUCUCUGUCAGGAAUGGUCUGUCAGAUUUAUUUUCUUUCAGUGUGAGAGAAGGUGAAAGAUUGUGAAAGAUUCUUUUUUUUUUUUUUUUUCCCACAUUGUUGUUUACUCGGCUCUAUUCAGAAUAUGUUGAGCAUUCAAUGUCAUGCUAAAUAUGAGUUAAGUAUGUGUGAGAUCUGCAUCUGAAAACAUCUUUCUGUAUAGUGCAGCAAAUGUCAUUUCAGAUGCGGAUAGUAAUAUUUGGUGAUAUUUCAUUUUUAUUUUUUAACAUGUACACAGAGUAAACCCAACAGAAACUCAACAGGAGCUGUUCAUAUUUACCCUUUUCUCAUUUGUCCCCCACCUUUCCCCCCUUUUGAGUUUUUGUCAACUGUGUUUGUGUAUUUGUGAGCACAGUUACAGCCCAUAUUUGAUGACAGAUAUGUACAGCAGUAUAAACUAAUCUGUAAGAUGUAAAGCAAACCAGCUUUAUAAUUCUUGUACAUUACUACCAAUGGAAUAAAUUUCAUAUAGUGUGUAA